This is a messenger RNA of Perkinsus marinus ATCC 50983, 453 nucleotides long. RefSeq names its product sco1, putative. Bases 1 to 453 code for a protein of 150 amino acids. The transcript is spliced from 5 exons. Lineage: Eukaryota; Perkinsozoa; Perkinsida; Perkinsidae. Gene Ontology annotation, biological process: mitochondrial respiratory chain complex IV assembly. The record is from RefSeq and is a predicted model, not a curated record.
AUGCGUCGGCUCGUUGGUCCUAUUAAUGGUAGAAUUGUAAAGUUGCUCUUCAGUGCGGACUACCAGCGUAAACACGGCGUCGGGCGGUCCCUCGCAGAAGUUGAGGAAAUCGGCAAACCGAAGUUGGGAGGUCCAUGGACCCUCGUAGACUGUCGAAAUGGUAAACCGGUGGCAUCGGAGCAGUUGAGGGGGAAAUAUUAUCUCAUUUAUUUUGGCUUUACUUUUUGUCCGGACAUAUGCCCUCAAGAACUCGAGAAAGCCGGCAAGGCGGUGGACAUCAUAGAAAAGGAAUUUGGAGCUGGUACCAUAGUGCCGAUCUUCGUGACCGUUGACCCUAGUAGAGACACAUGUGCACAGACCUCUCUUUAUCUAAGCGAGUUUGAUCCGCGAACGAUCGGUCUCACGGGCACUCACGAACAAAUAAAAGACAUCACCAGGAAGUUCCGCGUGUAG